Messenger RNA from Tricharina praecox, 966 nucleotides. RefSeq names its product D-xylose reductase. The record is from RefSeq and is a predicted model, not a curated record. Gene Ontology annotation, cellular component: cytosol. The transcript has 3 exons. Lineage: Eukaryota; Fungi; Ascomycota; Pezizomycetes; Pezizales; Pyronemataceae. Bases 1 to 966 code for a protein of 321 amino acids. Gene Ontology annotation, molecular function: aldose reductase (NADPH) activity.
AUGGUCAACGUCCCCAAGGUCAAACUUAACAAUGGAACGGAGAUGCCGCUGGUCGGCUUCGGUCUCUGGAAGGUCCCCACGGAGUCGGCCUCCGAUGUCGUCUACGAGGCCAUCAAGGCUGGCUACCGUCUUUUCGAUGGUGCUUUCGACUACGGCAAUGAGAAAGAGUGCGGCCAAGGAGUCGCGCGCGCCAUCGCGGAAGGCAUCGUAACCCGCGCCGACCUCUUCAUCGUGUCGAAGCUGUGGAACACCUUCCACGAGUACGAGCGGGUCGAGCCGAUCGUGCGGCAGCAGCUCGAGUGGUGGGGUCUCGAGUACUUCGACCUAUUCCACAUCCACUUCCCGGUGGCGAUCAAGUACGUGGACCCCGCGGUGUCGUACCCCAGCGGCUGGCAAGAUCUCGACGGCAAAGUCACGCCGAUCCGCGCGCCGAUCCAGAAGACGUGGGAGGCGCUCGAGAACCUGUACGACCAGGGCCUGUUCAAGAGCAUUGGUGUGAGCAACUUCCAGGGUGGCCUUCUGCUGGAUCUGCUGCGGUAUGCGCGCGUGCCGCCGGCGGUCCUGCAGGUCGAGCUCCACCCUUACCUCGUCCAGCAGGAGCUCGUCGAGCUCGCGAAGGAGAACGGUAUCGCCCUCACCGCCUACUCGUCCUUCGGCCCCCAGUCGUUCCUCGAGCUCUCGUUCAAGAAUGCCGCAGACACCCCGGCGCUGUUUGAACACCCCGCUAUCAAGAAGAUCGCCGAGGCACACGGAAAGAGUCCCGCGCAGGUGCUGCUGAGGUGGAGCACCCAGCGUGGUAUUGCCGUCAUCCCGAAGAGUAACUCGAAGCACCGUCUGCCCGAGAACUUGGAUAUCUGCAGCUUUGACAUGACCGACGAUGAAUUGAAGAGCAUCUCCGCACUGGACAAGAAUCUGAGGUUCAACAACCCCCGGGAUUACUUGGGUACCCUGCAGAUCUUCGCAUAG